AUGCUUUUCUCAUCGAUCUUAUUGUCUCUGGCCUUUGGCCAUGUCCUUGCCGACGCUGGAGACGACGAUGACUUGAUGUCUUUCGUCACGCUUCCAAAAGUACGAGCACUGAAGUUUGAUAUCUCCUACCAUGAACGGGAGGCUGUAGCCCCCGGGUACUGGUUUGUUGCACCUUACGGCAUCAUCGAACCUGAAAUUCCUACUAAGCAAUGGAUACCAUACCAAGUAGGACCAUAUAUAUACGAUGGAGAUGGAGUAUUAAUCUGGGCUGGAUCUCCCAUGUUUGACAACCGGAAUGCUUUCGACUUCAAAGCGGCCAACAAUAUAGACGGUGAAUCUCACCUCUCGUUCAUCUUGCAACAUCAGUACCAUGAUGACGGCACCGACAAGGGUUACGGUUACAUUUUGGAUCAGCACUACGAACAGGAGUACAAGGUUGGCGUUGUCAACGACCUGAGCGCAUUUAAUAUGCAUGAGUUCAAUGUCCUCGAUGGAGGAAAGACUGCUCUUGCUUGCCUCUACAAAUCCGAGUACUCAGAUUUAUCUGCGCUUGGUCGACCCCAGGAUUUCAGCUGGAUCAUUGCUGGCGGCCUGCUAGAACUCGACACAGAGACAGGCGAGGUUCUGUUCGAAUGGAGCUCAUUGAACAACGUCCUUGUCGACGAGUCGGUGAAAGUUUACCCCAAUUCCUACCCUGCUGACCGGCCAGGUUGGGACUAUAUCCACGUCAACUCAGCAGACAAGAACUCGGUGGGGGAUUACCUGCUGUCAGCACGAUUCGCCAACACGCUCUACUACAUCUCCAAGGAGGGCAACAUUGUCUGGCGGCUGGGCGGUAAACACGGCGAUUUCGACAUGGACUUUACCUUUUCAAAGCAACAUCAUGCUCGGUUUAUCGAGUCUAACGGAACGCACCAUGUUAUUUCGUUCAUGAACAACGCCUCGGACGAACUGGAGGCUGAGGAGGACGUCUCGUCCGCACUCUACGUACAGCUUGACACCACUGUUUCUCCAAUGACCGCGAGGGUAAUCAAGCGCAUUACCCGACCUGAUGGCGGCCUGACUCGGUUGCGUGGUAAUGUGCAGACUCUGCCCAACGGCAAUACCUUUGUUGGCUGGAGUGAGCGCGGCUACCACAGCGAACAUGGUCCAGACGGCAAGCUCCUGAUGGAGGCCAAGUUCGUCUCCACGCGCCUCUCCUCGUACCGGUCAUACAAAUUCCCCUUCACCGGACGACCAAAGACGCCGCCAGAUGUGGUUGCAUCCGUAUACGGCACGGACCGAACAGACAUGACCACUAUCUUCCAUGUCAGCUGGAAUGGUGCGACGGACAUUGCUUCCUGGCGUUUCUAUGCGCGGUCUUCAGAGGAUGGCCUCGCGGUACCUGUUGGAAACACGACUAAGACCGACUUCGAGACGAUGUACAUCGCCGACGGAUACCUGGACUGGGUCUCCGCAGAGGCAUUGGACAAGGACGGCAACGUUCUAGGCAAGUCUGAGGACCAAAGGACACAAACACCCAGCAACUGGCGACUCGCCGGUUUUCAGGGAGGCGAACAGCCAAACCCGGACGACCCGUCAGUCCUGCACUCGACAAAAGAGGAAGAGCCGGACGUGGGAGAAGAAAAAGAAGCGGGAAGUAUGGCAGACAUGGAUAUGGACCAGGGUUCGGAUACAGAGUCCCACGUUGACCCGGAAGCGGCGGCCAAAGCGGCAGUCGAGGCGUACCAGAUGAUUCGUGGCGUUGGUGGGCUCCUGAUCUUCAUUUUGGUCACUUGCUCUCUGGCUGGCGUCGUGGCCGGGGUAUACCGUUGCCUUCGACGACGUCGAACUCGGUCUUAUCACGAAAUCCCUCUGGACGAGGCAGAGCGCCAACCGAUGACAUCGCGUUGA
Messenger RNA from Aspergillus mulundensis, 1893 nucleotides. RefSeq lists its product as uncharacterized. Lineage: Eukaryota; Fungi; Ascomycota; Eurotiomycetes; Eurotiales; Aspergillaceae. Bases 1 to 1893 code for a protein of 630 amino acids. The record is from RefSeq and is a predicted model, not a curated record. The transcript has 5 exons.